Marasmius oreades (fairy-ring Marasmius) is the source of this 3404-nucleotide messenger RNA. RefSeq lists its product as uncharacterized. Lineage: Eukaryota; Fungi; Basidiomycota; Agaricomycetes; Agaricales; Marasmiaceae. The coding region runs from base 654 to 2993 and encodes 779 amino acids. The transcript is spliced from 4 exons. Gene Ontology annotation, molecular function: microtubule binding; actin binding. Gene Ontology annotation, cellular component: cytoplasm; actin filament. Gene Ontology annotation, biological process: actin filament polymerization. The record is from RefSeq and is a predicted model, not a curated record.
UUGCUGUACACCGCCAUGAUCGGAGGCCGGGACCCGCACUCGCCACUCCUUCGACUGCCUUCAUGCUGUAUUUUUUUUACCCUUGAAGAAUAUGGCCAACGCCCUGAAUUUGACUUGAAGGUUGUUUAAAUCUGAAGGCUGUCAGAUUGUCGCACUUGUAUUGUACUUGCAUAUGGUACAAAUGUACAGUAUCGUAGUGGCGAAGGGGGAAAGGGAGGACCGAGGUAUCCUUUCAGCAUUCAUUCUAUCAUUGCCCGUGCAGUCUGAAGCAGUUACAGCUAAGGCGUAGAGACCGUUUUCAUGCCUCUGCGCAUAGCCGCCAAUCAGUCCAGAAACGUUCGCAACUAACCCUCCUUUCCUGGAGACCGAUCAACGAUAGACUUUCGCUGCCACAAACUUCGAUCAUAAUUUGUCGGAACAUGUGAACAUUCAACACGCUAUCCCGUCCAUCAUGAUGGAAGAUGGUAUCCAGGUCCAACCAGUUUACGGGAGGAGCGCUACCUAAUUCCAACCGGAAUGGCUUCUAAUGGGGAGGGUAUAUUAUAUGUAUACUGGAUGCCAAGGAUCCCUGCCUUUUGUUUUGUCCCUUUUUUGUCCCCCCUUGGUUCGCAAGCGCAAGUCAGUAUUAGGACCGCCAAUCACUUCUUCUACAUAUGAGUUCCGCAGCUGUCGCAUCGGGCCUUGUUUCCACCAGUGCUCGUCGUACCACACCAUCAUCGCGUUCACAUUCACAUUUGCGCUCAGACGGGCGGACUACAGCUACAGAUCCAGAUGCAAAGAGAAAGCGGGAAAUGAGAACUAGAGGGGCGGAUGUCAAUUGCAAUGGCGACGCCGCUUUCAAAACGGGGAAACAUUCAAGAAGUUCAAAAUCGACUACAGCACUAACACAAACACCGCCUACAAUUCCGAGUCCGACUUCCUUCCGUUUCCAAUCUACCAAGACCGAUACCAGAACCCAGCUUAUUCAUCGCGAGAAAUUCCCCACUGCAUCAAGUACGAAUGCUACGGACACGGACAACGGACAGUUCAGGCGUGACACCGAAACACCCACGUACUCCGGUGACCCCAGGAUCAUACAAAUACAAUCAUCACCGUCUUACCAACAUGUGGCUAAAACGCUAACGCUAACAUCGGCAAAGAAUGAUGAGGCUAUGCCGGGGACCCUGAAUACAGAAACCCGGCGUCGUUCGCCGUCAUUUCCAGUGCCAUCGUUAUAUACAUACGGCGUUCAUGCUCAGGGUUUUACCUCCCCCAUUUCCACUUUGGGGUGUGCUACACCCAUUCCCCCUAAGGAGGACGAGAUGAAUUUCCAUUUCCUUACGAAUACGAAUACGACGACGAGGAACCAUAGUGGUGGGGAGGAGGGAAAGUCACGACGGCAGAAAGAGAAAGAGUCGUCCGUUCGAGGGUGGUCAGGUCUUAGAAAAAGUGCGUCCGACGCGAACUUUACCCCCCAACCGUCGUCGUCGUCGCCGAAACCACCAGUUCGUCCUUCUACUUCUCCCUCCAUCUACCCCCUCGCCUCCACCGCCACCACCACUGCUGUUGGUGCUGUUUCUAAAUCCAAAAUACCGUUCAUCACUAUUAAAUGGUUGACAAAGCGGCGUUACGGUGAUCGCAAGGAAGCAGAGUCGCAGGGUUUAACAAUACCACAUCCACAUCAGCGACUGUUGCCCCACCCCAUCCCCGUCUCUACCUCUGAGACGAAGACAAACACGUGGAAGGUACCCCACCCACCGAGUCCACCUCCCUCCUCGACCUACGAAGAGUUCGAAUUAACCACGGUUGCACGUACCCUACCCCGUCCCCGAUCCCGACGACGUUCGAAAUCAAUCAUCCAGGAGAAUAGUACUACUACUAGACAGACCCGAGUGUCCCUGAUUAUCGAUCAUGUGGAGGACAUGUCAGAUUCGGAAGAAGACCCGAUGGUGCCUGCUACACCACCACCACCCCCUCCUCCACCACCAGCAUUACCUUCGCUACCAAAGGGGAGUGGUGGUGCGAGUGAUAAAGUACAAAGACUCUUCCCUUACGAUUCACGUCACCUUCCCCACUCUGCAUCCAGACAUAUGGGAGUGGGCAAACGACCUCGACCGCGUUUGCAUUUGAAUCUUACCUUUGCACGUCCGAGUUCGCAGGCUCAGUUUCCCCACCGCAACCGGUGUGAUUCGCAUUCGCCGGCUACACCGACGUAUGAUGAGAAAGAUGGGUGGUGUAUAGAUGAUAGGUAUCUAGCUGGGGGAAGUAGUAGUGGUGGAGGGAAUGAGUACCACGAUGGUGGGGGUGACGGUAAGGAGGAGGAGGAGGAUGACGAUGGAGGAGGUAUAACCCCUGUUUCUGAUAUUGUGUUUGGGGAACGGCCGUCUACGCCUACGCCUACCGCUACGUCUAAGCCCCCCCUGAUGAAGAAAGAGGGUGAGGAGGGGUCCGUGUUGAGUUCAGCAGGGGCAUCGUCAUCGGCUAAGACGUUGAAUUCUUCUUCUUCGACUUCUUCUCCUCGUUCUGGUUCUAGUUCUCGGUUUCGUGCGUUGCCGACCCCACCUCCUUCUCGUCCUCCUCCCCCUCUUGCAUCGGGUGUAAGUGAUCCUGGUUGUCCCGGUGCCCCCUUUGCUUUUCCUACACUCCCAACACCACCUCCAACCCAACCCAAAUUUCAAAUUAUCUCUCCAGACGAGGAUCAUAAUCAUAAUCACGAAACCUUAACUCCACCAACUCCACCAACCAAAGUCGACUCCAACAGUGACCGUAGUCUUCUUCACCCACUCCCCUCCUCUCCUCCUCCGACUCCAACGUUGACCACGAGCACGAGCACGAGCACGACCCGCUCAAGCUCCUACGGAGCAAUCUACUCCCGAGCCACUUCCCCUACACCUGGUCUUUGGAAUGUACUCGAUUCGAGAGAGGUGGCUGUGGAGCCUAGGUUGGGACCUUGGGUUGGGUAUUGGAAUCGGGGGUCGUUGCAGGAGGUUAUGGAGGGGUUGAGGGGGUUGUAGUAAAUGGUGGUGCGUGGGUUGGUUGGUCCGCCGCUGUCCUCUCAUCGUCUGUUUACAUUUUUUUUCCCCUUCGUUUGGUACUUUCCUUUCUUUUUUUUUGUCUCUUCUCUUCUUUUUUUUGACAUCAUCGAGGUCGCAUUUUCCCAGAAUCUUAAUUAUCUUUCGCACCGAGUUGUAAAAAAAUCAUUUGUACUUUUUGCAAACAUCGUUUUCAUCUAUGGUUUUCUUGUUAUCUUAUUAUCAUACUUCCUCCAACUCCUAGCUUACUUCCGGGUCCGCUCAUAAUGAUUAAUAAUCCCCCUAAUCACAACGGUCUGUUCCGAAAUGUACAUAUAUGUAUGUAACUCGUACCGUACAUGAGCAACUAAACUAAGUAAAAACGGUACUAUCUUGUUUCACAAGUGUCCAACG